This is a messenger RNA of Amoebophrya sp. A25, 738 nucleotides long. Lineage: Eukaryota; Dinophyceae; Syndiniales; Amoebophryaceae. The record is from the annotation of a GenBank genome assembly.
AUGGCGCAGCAAGAAGGUACGAAGAUGGUAGAAGCAAGGAAAAUAACCGAGGAGAAUGGGGAGGUCCCGGCUCCUCGGUUUGGACACACGGCAACCCUCAUAGGCCAAAACCGUCUUAUCCUCUUCGGAGGGGCCACGGGGGAUUCAGGUAUUUGAAUUUGCUGGAAUUCGCUGCGUUACUGGAACUGGUCAGAUGCUGUGAGUAUCUUAUUUUUUCUGCUGGAUUCUAAAUCUGUAAGCGACCACUAGAAUUUAAGGAGAGAUCAAUUCAGUCUCUUUCCACGAGUAGAAAUAGGGAAAGAUGAAUAUCACUUUGACUACUUCCACCUCCUAAGAACUUCAACAACGAUCACAACCCCUAGGUCGUUAUACAAUAACUGCGGAUACGUAUUGUCUGAAUACGAAGACAAUGGUGUGGUCACAAGUACAUCCAGUACCUGGCGACGUUCCCCCACCAUCAGCAAGAGCAGCACACGCCGCUGCAUGUGUUGAUACUAUUAUGGAAGAAAACAAGAACUUGAUGAGUGCCUUAUCCUAGUCCUACGUCAAUCAAAAUGUGAUGUCUGAUUACUUGUUCAUUCUAGAAGAAGACUUCAACAAGAAUAAAGUAGCAUCUCCUGUCCUCCUCCACUCCACUCUAUGUUUUGAAAGCCUUUUCUUCAUCGUUCAUCCUCCUCUAAGAAAAGUCAGCUUGUAGUUUACGGCGGAGCCACUGGUGGAGGAAGUUUGAGUUCGGAA